AAGCAGGGCAAUGCUGUUCGAUUGGACAUUGUCUGAGUUGGGUGUUCCAGAUAAAGGUAAAGUUUGUGUACAAUGUACAAAUUGUGAGGCAAGCAUCAAAUGUGAAGACUGUUUUGCAUUUUUGUGUCACAUUUGUGACCAAAUGCAACAUUUUCUCAUGCCUUUCCACCACAGAUUAUAUUGGAAAAAUGGCUUUUAUGAGCCAUUACACCCGACACAAUCUGUGUGCCCUGAAGGAAAUAUCUUUCACUGGAAACCUGUUGUACCAGCCCAACCACCAAAUUCUUGCCCCUACUGCACAGAUUGCAAGUUUAAAAUUUCAAGCUCCAGCAAUCUCUGCAUCUUCAACACUAUAAUGGGAAGGUAUGACCUCUAUACUCCAAUCUAUACAUGCCACUGUGGAUAUGAGCAUCAACAACUAGGCAAGACCAUGCACAAGUCUGGUUUCUAUUCAUCAUUAGGAAAGAGCAGCACAUUCUACAGCACCAGUCUGCUUGAAUCAUGGCACCAUAUAAAAAGAAAUUGUCCCGGAACAUCAUUUCGGGCAUUAGUCACUGCACUGGAAUCCUUUGGUGCUUCUCGUGGGCGUAUUGGACCCAUUAAUUAUAUAACUUCGAAGAGAGUGUUCUUCGAAUGGCGAUUCCAGCAAUAUGAGCUGAGAAAAAUUAGAGGAGAAGCUGACAAUGAGUGUCCUGCUUGUGAUAAAACCCCUUUAGCAGUACAUAUUGAUGGCAACAAGAAGCUGUAUCGUUACAACAAAGUUGGGAGAGGUAUCAGAAACCCCUAUUAUUCUGAUAGUAUCUUCAGCAAAGAUGAAGAUGUUCAAGCUCAUGUUGGCACUAUUCAGAGCUUGAAAACUAAGAGUAAGCACACGUGUGGAGUGUCUACAUGGAAAGCUGCUCAAAAUAAGCCUCUUUCAUUCCAAAGUUUGGAUGAAACAGGAAUCAGCAUGGCCUCCUGUCGACAUGGUAUUAUCCUCCACACCUUGAAUAUGUAUCAAGGAGAGCUGUACAGUUAUGCCCACUAUUUGCAAAUUAUGUAUUUCAAAUACGUAAAGUUUAUUUGUCAAGACAUAAUUUGCAAAUAUUGGCCAUGGGCCUUAACUGUGGCUCAGAAACAAUCACAUUUUCACAUUGGUCAAGCAAAGCCAUUUUUAGGAGUCCUACAUGCAAAAGGACAUGCUUGGUAUUGUCAGGUAUUGUAUGGAGGGCGGUGGCAAGAAGGAAGUGGCAUGACUUUAGGGGAAGAGGCAGAGCAAGUGUUUGCAUACCUCUCACGAUACAACUCUACAACUAAAAACAUGCUGAAAGCUGAAAGAACAGAAGAACUCACAGAGGGUGCAGUCUUUUGGAACCAUCGAAAAAUUGAUGGACUGGCUCGUGCAUUAGUUACUCGACUCAGAAAGGUACUAAAAAUAAUAUAUAUUUAUUUUAUUUAUUUGUAUUUAUUUUGAAACUUAUUAUAAUGCAUUUAUAUGUGAAAGGUAUUAUAAUGCAUUUAUAGGUUAGUUAUGUGUUCAGAUCAUGUAC
Procambarus clarkii (red swamp crayfish) is the source of this 1529-nucleotide messenger RNA. The record is from RefSeq and is a predicted model, not a curated record. Lineage: Eukaryota; Metazoa; Arthropoda; Malacostraca; Decapoda; Cambaridae.